UUUUUCUAGAGCGACCGUGACUUUCCUCUCUGGACGCCGCGGUUUUGAAUGAGGGUGCUCAGGGCCUGCUCAGUGAGCAGUCACGUGGCAUCUGAGCUACUCGCAGUGUCUUUCUGCAUAUUCGCGCUACAGACGUUCGUACUCACGGGAGCAAGAAUCGGUGCUUUCAUUCUAGAUGCAAAACACAAGAGUCAGAGAGGCUUCCGGUACAAGCCCGAACCCAAAUGAACCUUGGAAGAUAGGCUGGCGGAUCAACCAGCAAUGGUUAAAAAGAACCGAA
Messenger RNA from Aspergillus ruber CBS 135680, 280 nucleotides. RefSeq lists its product as uncharacterized. The record is from RefSeq and is a predicted model, not a curated record. The transcript has 2 exons. Bases 49 to 228 code for a protein of 59 amino acids. NCBI's taxonomy places the organism in Eukaryota, Fungi, Ascomycota, Eurotiomycetes, Eurotiales, Aspergillaceae.